UCCCGUGAUGCUCUCCUUCGCGUCUCGGUGAACGCGUGUGUUUGAGAAGCCGAACCGGCCAUGGCGACCGACGGACCGCCCGGAACCGAGCAGAACCCGCCCGAUUUGGGCAGCCCAGCCGCCCCGCUGAACACCUGGAGCGUCCAGGAGCUGCAGGCGAAGCUGGCCGAAAUCGGAGCCCCGAUCGCGGGUCCGAGGGAGGAAAUGAUCGAUCGGCUGAAAAGCUACAACAUGCAGACUGGCAUUCUGCUCACUAAGCCAGUUUUCCGAAGCGAUGAUGCAGACAAACCUGGAUCUUCACCUGUGCAGAUGCCUGGCAUGCCCGUGCCCCCCCACUCCAUGGGGUUGCCCCCCGGGAUUCCCCAGGGGAUGGCGCUGGGGUUUCCCCUGGGUCUGGUGGGCCCCCCACCUCCGGGCAUGCCCCCCCCACUGCGGCUUCCCGUCAUCGACCCCACGAAUCUGUCGGACGAAGACCGCUUGAAGAUCGCCCAGCAUCGCGCCGCCCUGCUGCUGCAGCAGGAGGGGAGAGCGCAGCAGCAGCAGCAGCAGCAGCAGGGAAACGAACGCUCCCUCGAAGAGCACAUGAAAGACCAGGAACUGCUCGAGCAGCAGAAGAGGGCUGCUGUGUUACUGGAACACGAGAGGCAGGAGCAAGAACGGGCUAAGAUGCAGCAAGCGGUCCCGGGACCCCGGGGUCCGGACCCAGGGACCGGUCCCCAGAUGCCUCCAAUUCCUCAGAUGCCCCCCAUGCCCCAGAUCCCUCAAAUGCCCCAUCGAGGUAAUUCCGGCGCCCCCCCGCCCCCUGGAGUCUCGCUGGGACCCCCGGGCUUGUCGCUCGCCCCCCCCGGCCAGAGACAGAGAGCCCCCCCUCCUCCCCCCGGAGAGGACCUGAGAGAGGGAGAUGAUGGAAUGGUUGGUCCUAAGAUCCCACAAGCCCUGGAGAAGAUCCUGCAGCUGAAGGAGAUGAGACAGGAGCAGCUCAGCACAGUCCCGCCAGAAGAGGAGGACAGGGAAAUGGAAACGGAGGGCAAAUCCCCAGCCGCCAGCAUGUCCGAGACGGAGGAGGACGAGACGACUGCGUCCAAAAAAGAAAAAAACCGAAAGAGGAGGAACAGGAAGAAGAAGAAGAAGAGGGAGCAGAAGAGGGCGAGCGGAGAGAAUGGGCAGAAGGAGGAGGGAGAGAAGGGGAAGGGGGCGGACCCCGCGGAGGUGGAGAUCGAGUACGUUGCGGAGGAGCCUGAGAUCCUGGACCCCAACUUCAUCUUCUUCAAGAGGAUCUUCGAGGCCUUCAAGCUCACCGACGAUGUGAAGAAAGAGAAGGAGAAAGAGCCUGAAAAGACAGAUAAACUGGAAGCGGCGGCGGCAGUGAAAAAGAAGGGAUUCGAGGAGGAGAAGAAAGACAGCGACUCGGACGACGACAGCGAUGAGGACCUGAGACGUGACGUUAGCAAGAUGUCGAAGAAGAAGCUGCGGAGAAUGAACAGGCUGACGGUCGCAGAGCUGAAGCAGCUGGUGGCGCGUCCCGACGUGGUUGAGAUGCACGACGUCACGGCUCAGGAGCCCAAGCUGCUGGUCCACCUGAAAGCCACGCGGAACACGGUGCCCGUGCCACGACACUGGUGCUUCAAGAGGAAGUACCUGCAGGGCAAGAGGGGCAUCGAGAAACCGCCCUUCGAGCUGCCCGACUUCAUCAAGAGGACGGGAAUCCAGGAGAUGAGGGAGGCACUGCAGGAGAAGGAAGAGGCAAAAACCAUGAAGACGAAAAUGAGAGAGAAGGUUCGCCCCAAGAUGGGCAAGAUCGAUAUUGAUUACCAGAAGCUGCACGACGCUUUCUUCAAGUGGCAGAUGAAGCCUAAGCUGACGAUCCACGGGGACCUGUACUACGAGGGUAAGGAGUUUGAGACGAGACUGAAAGAGAAGAAGCCAGGAGAUCUUUCGGAUGAACUGCGGAACGCUCUGGGAAUGCCGGUCGGACCAAACUCCCACAAGGUCCCCCCUCCCUGGCUGAUCGCCAUGCAGCGGUACGGGCCCCCCCCUUCCUACCCCAACCUGAAGAUCCCUGGACUCAACUCUCCCAUCCCGGAGGGGUGCUUGUUCGGGUACCACGCAGGGGGCUGGGGCAAACCCCCCGUGGACGAGAUGGGCAAGCCUCUGUACGGAGACGUCUUCGGGACCAACGCUGGAGACUUCCAGGCGAAGACGGAGGAAGAGGACGUCGACCGCACCCCCUGGGGAGAGCUGGAGGCCUCUGACGAAGAGUCGAGCGAGGAAGAGGAGGAGGAGGAGGAGAGCGAUGAGGAGAAGCCAGACGAGACCGGCUUCAUCACCCCUGCGGACAGCGGGCUCAUCACUCCUGGAGGAUUCACGUCUGUCCCGGCCGGGAUGGAGACCCCGGAGCUCAUCGAACUCCGAAAGAAGAAAAUCGAGGAAGCCAUGGACGGCAACGAGACGCCCCAGCUGUUCACGGUCCUGCCCGAGAAGAGGCCGGCCUCGGUGGGGAUGGCGAUGAUGGGCUCCACCCACAUCUACGACGUCUCUUCGGCGGUGAGUCGGAAGGGGGGCGGCGCUCAGGAGCUGCAGGGAGUCGAGGUGGCUUUGGCCCCAGAGGAGCUGGAGCUGGAUCCCCUGGCCAUGACCCAGAAAUACGAGGAGCGCGUGAGGGAGCAGCAAGCGCAGGUGGAGAAGGAAGACUUCAGCGACAUGGUGGCCGAGCACGCCGCCAAGCAGAAGCAAAAGAAGCGGAAAGCUCAACCUCAAGACAACCGGGGAGGAGCCAAACGCUACAAAGAGUUCAAGUUUUAGCCGUCCCGACGGGGAGGAGGCGAGGGAGCCUGUUUUCGGGGGGCGCGCGGUCCCCGCUACCGCCCCAGUCUCCCCCCAAAAUCCUCCUGUUGUGUGCGCAGUCCUGUCUUACUGCAUUGUUACUGUCCUGUGUUUUUUGUUUUGUUUUAAAAGUAGAGCAUUUGUAGCGCUGUGUUACAGCCAGCCGUCGCUGUGAACCGCGUGUCAUUUUAAACACACCCGCUAGGAAUUAAACUAAAGAAAGUGUGCGCUGUUUUUUUUGUAAAUAAAGUGACUCAAUGCAUCCA
Molecule: messenger RNA, 3089 nt
Organism: Polyodon spathula (Mississippi paddlefish)
Lineage: Eukaryota; Metazoa; Chordata; Actinopteri; Acipenseriformes; Polyodontidae
Gene: sf3b2
Product: splicing factor 3b, subunit 2
Exons: 22
Coding region: 61-2802 (913 amino acids)
Biological process (GO): mRNA splicing, via spliceosome
Cellular component (GO): precatalytic spliceosome; nucleus; U2 snRNP
Source: RefSeq, a predicted model, not a curated record